Molecule: messenger RNA, 432 nt
Organism: Diaporthe citri
Lineage: Eukaryota; Fungi; Ascomycota; Sordariomycetes; Diaporthales; Diaporthaceae
Exons: 3
Coding region: 1-432 (143 amino acids)
Source: RefSeq, a predicted model, not a curated record
AUGGAGAGGCACAGUCACCUCUUUACACGCUCCUGGAUCCGCAUCUGGGCACUGAUCAUCGACCUUGCCCUAGACAACCUCCUCGGUAUCAUCGAGUGCGACAUCUUCUCCCUCAUCUUCAACACUGUCGUCCUCAGUGACACCGACAACAAGCCCGUCGACUUCCGCCUCGACAACGACAUCAGCGACGCAGCCAUUGGCGUUGAUGUCGGAGUCGGCGUCGUCGGCGUCGUUCUGCUCGGGGUCUUGCUGAUGUGGAUGUAUCGGCGUGGCAAAAAGGCGGCGACCGCCGGCCACGCAAACAAGGAUCUCAAGCAGGACGAGGGCUUCGUUGACCAAUGGGUUGGUAGCACGCACAUGGCGACCGCCCGAGCUCGCACCGAGCCACAGACUCGAGGCGGCGGGCGGUGGCAGUCGCGACGACUACUCUGA